AUGCAAUUCACUUGUAUGCUCAUAUGGAUUGUCUGGAUUAGAACUUUCCUCAAUAUGAUUUUCAAAAAAUGAUUUACCACAAUUACAUUAGUCAUAAAAACAUCUCAAGAAUAUCUUAUGAUAAUUUCAUUACUUAACCGACAAUAAGGUGAUCAGAAUUAUGUGCACUUUAUUAACUGUUUCAAUAUUUCUCAAUUAAAUAUAUCUGAUUGAAUUUAACAAAUUGAUCUACUGAUUAAUCUAUUAAAAAUCAUCAUCAAUAAGAUUAUUUUUUAUUUUAAAUUAUGAUUAAUUAUCAUGUAAACUAGUGUGAUGUUAUAGUUAAAAUAGGCAUUCCAACCUUGUAUUAUAUAUGAUGAAUUAAACUCUAUAAGAUAUACCAUUUUAUCAACCAUCAAUAAAAUAUUUUUGAGAUCUUUUAAUCUGUGUCAAUUGAACUCUUAAAUCUUCUCAUGAGGAAAGCCAAAACUCAAAAAAGAAGAAUGCUAGUAAGAAAAGAAAGAUAGUGUCUUUCUAACUAUUGUGAGGAAAAUAAACCAUUGAAAUGAAAUUAUAAAAGGCUUAUUGCUCCUAUGAAUUUCAUCAAAUGUUCUCUAAUGAAGAAUAGUGGGGACUAAGGGUAAGAACACCAAGUAGACAUCAAUAGGAAAAGGCUUAACUACUAUAAAAGAGUUUGUUUUUUUAUGUUAGUCACUAAUGAGUAAACUUAGUGAUUCAAUCCAUUGACAUAGUAAAGGGAAAAUUUUAAAAUCCUAAAUAAAUCAUAAAAAUUACAAAUGGCCCAUUACUCCGUCCCCUACCAAAUAAGUAGACAAAACAAGGAAAGUUAAGUCACAAUAAUAGAGUGUUUUUCUUAUUGAUCAUUAAAAAGUUGGACAAUAAGGUGAGUGAUCCAUGUGAGUCAACCCCAAUAAACACAAUCUAA
Spirodela intermedia is the source of this 925-nucleotide messenger RNA. Lineage: Eukaryota; Viridiplantae; Streptophyta; Magnoliopsida; Alismatales; Araceae. The record is from the annotation of a GenBank genome assembly.